This is a messenger RNA of Aureobasidium vineae, 813 nucleotides long. Lineage: Eukaryota; Fungi; Ascomycota; Dothideomycetes; Dothideales; Saccotheciaceae. The record is from the annotation of a GenBank genome assembly.
AUGGGCUCCAACAAAGUCAUCGAUGAUGUUCAGGGCAGCGUGAUGGAUAUCGCGCUCGGCUCUCUACGUGCGCGCAAGACUCCUAUGCUUAAGGUUGAGGGUCUGUACUGGAUUCUUGACGAGGGCCUGCGUCCUGCCAUCGUUGUCGGCUAUGGCACCGACGACCCCGAAAAGAUGUCGAGCAUCCACCAAAUUAUCAAGUUUCACGUCCGCAAGCGCCCCAUCUUCAAUGUAGUCUCAGCCAUGGAAGACUAUGCCGUCAAGCACACCCGUGUCGCCACGCCUAGUGUUGUCACCUACGACGAAAAGAUCCCAGCUUCCACCAACUUGGCAGCCAGAAACUAUUUGGAGGCUCAGUACAGAGAUUACGUCGUUGACGUUGUUGAGGCAUUCCGUGGCCGUGAUUUCAAGGUCGAUUUCGAAGUCGAGCCUGCUGGAAAGAAGAAGACUAAGGUCACCAAGAUCAGCAAGGUCAAGAAGGCAAAGCCGGCCAAGCUCAACAAGCGUGUGCGCUUCAUCGUUGAGGAGGAUGAAGAAGACGGCCCUAUUCGCUGCUUAACACCCAUCAGAAAGCAGGCCGGUGUCGAGUCGCCCGAACGCUCUGACAGCGUCAUGGGUGAUGCACCUUCUCCCAACUUCGCAUACACAGCAAACGGCCUCACACUUGUGGUUGACCCCAACACCCCCAUCAACUCGAUCGAGUGUUGCCCUGGACUCAGCACACCUGUCAGCUUCAACGACAACACAUCUAACCCUGACACAUGGUCGUUUGCAACCUGCACUGCUCAGGACGCUCUUUUCGAGCCCUGCUGA